This is a messenger RNA of Penicillium paradoxum, 1572 nucleotides long. RefSeq lists its product as uncharacterized. The record is from RefSeq and is a predicted model, not a curated record. The coding region runs from base 1 to 1572 and encodes 523 amino acids. NCBI's taxonomy places the organism in Eukaryota, Fungi, Ascomycota, Eurotiomycetes, Eurotiales, Aspergillaceae. The transcript has 2 exons.
AUGUUUUCAGCUAUUCGAAGUCUUGUUUCUCCCACUCGCGAUCCUACCCAGGAGCUAGCAAGCGAUUCAGAGCUGGGUACCAUACCCGGAACAGUUAUUGGAUUCAAUGAGAAACACCAGGUGCCAACCUCCCCCCUCAAACGGGCUUUAUCCACUGACGAUACGGAACCUGAGAAGCCGGUCAAGCGAGUCAAGUCACUUGAGGCAGCACUCCCUCUACAAGAGCCGGAGUGGCCUGUGAGCUCUGGCAUCAAUAAAAAAGAUGAUCUGGAGCACGAGCCUCCCAUUCCUUCUGAAUCUGAACUAUCGGAGCCAGAAGCCUCUCCCAAAGAGCCUGUGCUGCCUGAGGGCUCUGGCAUCGAUAAUAGAAAUGAACCAGAGCAAAAGUCUCUGGUUCCUUCUGAAUCUGAACCAUCAGAGCCAGAAGGGUCUCCACAGAAAUUGAAAAAACGCAAGCGAUAUGAAGACUCCGACAUCAGUGAGAGCGAUGAGUUUGGGUCCGAUCUGAGCUCGCUUGAAUACGACAGCUUCAGUGUAAGUUGCGAUAGCGAGGAUAGUGAUGACAGUGAGUCUCUAUCCUUACCAUCACCAAAGCGAACGAAGAGGACUGCUGUAAAUCGUCUUAAGGCUCAAUCAAAGAAGAGAAAGGACUCGGAUAAGACGAUGUCUGAGCCAAGUGAGGUCGAGUGCGAUAGUGAGGAAGAAUUUUCUAUUCCGAAAGGUGAACGCAACGAGCUACUCAAUAAUCUCACCAGAGAAAGAGCAAAGCGUCUACUUGACACAGUGGAACUUCCCCAAGGCCACCACCUGUCACCAGAUGAGCAGCGCACUGCCCGUCAACUCCUUACUCGUGGCUGUAUGCCAACGAUCCACCGACACUGGGAGAAAGACUUCUCUACCCUACCAGAGUCAUUGUUCUUUAAUGAAAAGGAUGAUGAUUCCAGACACACAGAAUCCAACUUCGUUCUUGGAAACGACAGAGGAUCUGAGUUCUAUGCGAUCCGUGCCUUCCAAGAACUUCUGAAAAUUUGCGGCAAUGUGCGAGAUUAUGCGAACAUUCUUGAGACCUGUCCUUCAACCUACAUCAAGAGGUCGAUUGAAAAGUACCUGCGUUGGGCAUUAACGGAUGCUGGUAUCGUAGUUCAGCCCACCACGAUUCCCGUGCACUUUAUCUAUUGCAAGAGGCAGACUGAAAGUUCGAAGGACGCCUUUGACAAAGUGGCCAAAAAACUAACGAAACUAUCGGAUACCUGGAAAAGCCAACUCGGUUCAUCUCACGGCAUAAGAAACGUUUGGCCAGCAGUGAUCGGGCUCGUCAUCUGUGGGCCUGUUCUUUCGACGAUCACCCUGAAUACAAAUCCAAAACCGCAGGCAUCAAUACCCGGAAUCAAGUUCCUUGGUCAUUUUGACCUUUCGGAUUUCGAUAACGAUGUCUGGAACACCCUGGCGGUCGCAAUUAUGGUGAUGCACAUCAAAAGAACCAUGAGAAAACUGGCUAAGGCCUACGAUUACCCCUUCGUGGCCCCGAUGGUUGAUAAUCAUGACAUGGAGUCCCCGGAUAUUGAUCUCUGA